Messenger RNA from Myotis daubentonii (Daubenton's bat), 1650 nucleotides. RefSeq names its product Aly/REF export factor (gene ALYREF). Gene Ontology annotation, biological process: mRNA export from nucleus. Gene Ontology annotation, cellular component: nucleus. Gene Ontology annotation, molecular function: mRNA binding. Bases 58 to 1362 code for a protein of 434 amino acids. The transcript is spliced from 5 exons. The record is from RefSeq and is a predicted model, not a curated record. NCBI's taxonomy places the organism in Eukaryota, Metazoa, Chordata, Mammalia, Chiroptera, Vespertilionidae.
GUGCGGGGCGCGGGGCGCUCACAGUCCGGGCAGCAGCCGUUGAAGGCCAUCCGGCAGAUGCCGCAGUUCUCGUCGUUGGCCACCCAGAGCCAAGUGGCCACGCCGUUCCAGCACUUAAUCUUCACCCUCAUGGCGGCGGGGCCUGCGGGCGAGGACGAGACCGCUGCGGCCGAGGCUGCGGGGCGGGGGCGCCGAGGGACCCGGGCGCCGCAGAGCUCGGCGCGCACUCGGACCCCUGCAGCGGCCGUCGGAGCCCAAACGAACGGAAGACCCACCCCUUCCCGCAGGGAGUUCACCCGGGAAACAGCCCGAGGGCGGGGUCGCCGGGAGGAAGCCCCGCCCCGCCCGCCCGCCCCGGCGUAUUUAGCCGCGCGCGGCGCCGCCUGCCUACAGUUGCAGCCCCAGCGCCGCGCGGGAAGGUCCGAAACGACCGCGACCGCAGCCGGCACCUCGCCGCGCCUACCGCCCAGCCCCGACCCCAGCGCGCACGCGCCGCGCCCGCAGCCAAUCGCCGGCCGCGCCCGGGACGCCGCGCCGGAAGUGACGGGCCGGCGUGCUGACGCGCGGGCUCGAGCCGAGGCCGAUUCCGCGCCCGCCAUGGCCGACAAAAUGGACAUGUCUCUGGACGACAUCAUUAAGCUGAACCGGAGCCAGCGGGGCGGCCGCGGCGGGGGCCGGGGCCGGGGCCGGGCCGGCUCCCAGGGAGGACGCGGUGGCGGAGCGCAGGCCGCCGCACGAGUGAGCCGGGGCGGCGGGCCCAUCCGGAACCGGGCGGCCCUCGUCCGCGGCGCGGCGGGCGGCGGAGGCAGGAACCGGCCGGCGCCCUACAGCCGGCCGAAGCAGCUUCCCGACAAGUGGCAACACGACCUUUUCGACAGCGGCUUCGGCGGGGGCGCCGGCGUGGAGACGGGGGGGAAGCUGCUGGUGUCCAACCUGGACUUCGGAGUGUCCGACGCGGACAUCCAGGAGCUGUUUGCGGAGUUCGGGACGCUGAAGAAGGCUGCCGUGCACUACGACCGCUCUGGCCGCAGCCUGGGGACCGCCGACGUGCACUUUGAGCGGAAGGCAGACGCCCUGAAAGCCAUGAAGCAGUACAACGGCGUCCCCUUGGAUGGCCGCCCCAUGAACAUCCAGCUGGUCACCUCACAGAUAGACACGCAGCGCAGGCCGGUACAGAGUGUGAACAGAGGCGGGAUGACUAGAACCCGAGGGUCUGGAGGCUUCGGUGGCACUCGGAGAGGCGCCCGUGGAGGCAGCCGGGGCAGAGGCAGGGGCACCGGCCGGAGUUCAAAGCAGCAGAUCUCUGCGGAGGAGCUGGAUGCCCAGCUGGACGCUUACAACGCGAGGAUGGACACCAGCUAAAGCACCAGCAAGUCCGUGCGUGGAACUAGGCCUGGAUGUCGUCUCGCGCUGCUUCCCGAGGGCGGGCUGGCGGGGCCCUGUGGCCAAUGAUGGAGUUGUUUCUUCUGUUUUAAAAUAGGAUUUAAAACUCAUGUAAAGAUUUCUUUUCCUUUUUUUUCUUUUUUUUUAAAAAAUUCUGAAACAGACCUGUUUUGUACCGAGUUAUUUUUGGGAUAAAUUUUACUGGUUGCUGUUGUGGAGGAGGUGGCGUUUUCACCUUUGCCAUAAUAAACAGAAACGUGUGUAGAA